CCUGACUGGGACAGGCUGAGAUGGAGUGAUGGAGACAUCUCUCUGCAUGUCUCUAUCUUCACAGUCUAUUUAAGAAGAACAUGGGAAGUGAUCGUUGGAAGAACAUUGGAGGAACUCCACAGAUGGAAGAUACCGUGCAGGAAAAGUCCCAGAGAAAAAGUUGCGGUUACAUCCUUUGCACCGUGUUGCUGUCGGUAGCUGUCCUAUUGGCUGUCACGGUCACUGCAGCUGUUCUCUUUAUGAAUCACUACCACGCUCCGUCUACUGAACCACCUCCAGUUAUUACCACCAACAUGGAAGACCCCAAUGCUUUGGUGACCAUUGAAAGGGCUGAUAGUUCCCACAUCAGUAUCUUCAUCGACCCAAACUGCCCAGAUCCAUACCCUAGAUUGGAGGGAUUGCAAUCUUCACUGUUGUCUGCCAUGGCUGAUCACGACUCAGAGCAAAAAGUAGCCGGAGGGAAAGAGCGAGCUCUGUUGUCUGGGUUAGCCGAUCAAGUGGCACAGAUGGUGUCACAGAUGUCUCGGCAACGAGCAGACUGGGAGAUCCUGAGAAAAGGGCAGAGCGGACUGGGAGCAGAGCUUGGGGCUCUGCAGAGCGAGCAAGGAAGACUCAUACAGCUCCUCUCCGAGAGUCAGAGUCAUGUGGCACAGUUGGUCAGCUCAGUCAGUGAUGUUCUGGAGACUGUACAGAGAGAGAUAGGAUCAUCACGACCUCGUCUAAAGGCAGAUCUCCAACGGGCUCCGUCUAGAAACUCUAGGCCCCGAGGCUGUGCCAAUGGUUCCAGACCUCGAGAUUGUUAUGACAUUUAUAUGAGCGGUCAGCAAGAGGAUGGUGUCUACUCCAUAUUCCCAAUACACUAUCCCUCUGGCUUUCAAGUCUUCUGUGACAUGACCACUGAGGGAGGCGGGUGGACGGUGUUUCAGCGGAGAGAGGAUGGCUCUGUGAAUUUUUUUCGGGGAUGGGAGCAAUACAGGGACGGCUUUGGAAAGUUAACAGGAGAACACUGGCUAGGCCUGCAGCGGAUUCACUUCAUAACCAUGCAAGCUCAUUAUCAGCUCCGCAUUGAGCUGGAGGACUUCGAUAACGCCACAGCCUAUGCUCAGUAUAACACUUUUGGUGUUGGAUUGUUUUCUGUGAAUCCAGAAGAAGAUGGCUACCCUCUCACCGUAUCAGAUUACACAGGAACCGCAGGUGAUUCUCUUGGAAAACACAGUGGUAUGAAGUUCACAACAAAAGACAUGGACAACGACCAUUCAGAGAAUAACUGUGCCAGCUUCUACCAUGGGGCAUGGUGGUAUCGCAACUGCCACACGUCCAAUCUGAAUGGACAAUACCUGCGCGGCCACCACGCCUCCUAUGCUGAUGGUAUUGAGUGGUCCUCUUGGACAGGUUGGCAGUACUCCCUCAAAUUUACAGAGAUGAAGGUACGUCCCCUUCGAGAAGAGAAGUGAUCUCUUCCACAUCUCUCUCUCUCAAUCAGGAGUAUCGAGGGAAAUUGCUGAAAUCCAUACAUUUAAUAUGGUAGCCAGGGUCAGAAACUAUUGGUUGCUGUUAGCCAUGCAAUUCAAGGCUUUCCGGACCAUACAAGUUACUUUUUCCAUACCCUACUAUUGUAUUUAAAAAUUAUUGGACCUGUUACCUUAAAGCAUCACUGGAUACAGGAACAUGGUUUAACAUCAAGAAUGGAAAAGAUUGAUACACCAUUUGGUCAAGAGAAGACAAUUACAAGAUUGCCAUAUCUUCAUUUUAUCUUUGAUCUGCCAGUGGCAGAAACUGAGCUGGUCAAUAUCUAAAAUGAUUUGUAGAAUCAAAUAAGAUACCCUGGACUAUACUGAAGACAAACUAUAUAUUUAAUGUCGUAGGUCCAAAGCAUAAAUAUGGUGUCAUUAGUCACCUGUUUUCAGGCCAGCAGCAUAGUGCCUUGCUGUGUGUCGCUGGAACCUUUUCUAAUGUGACAAGUGAUUGAGACUUAGCUUGGGCUUGGACUUUAAUAUUUUCUCUACACUCCAUAGAUUCACAUUGGUGUUUACAAUGCAGUAUUUGUUUUAUCGUUCUUUUGCACACACUGCACCCACCCUCCCUGGUUUGGUUUGCAUUUGAAAGUUGAUGGUGAAAAAUAUGUUCCGUAAAAUUCUUAGCAUUGUCAGCAGUUUAUUUGACAUUGGUCUAUUAUACAGCACUUAUUUACGGGGAGAAAAUCUUCAGCACCAGACCCAGGCCAGCCUAGUCAGACUUAGAACAUGUUCUUUGUAGACUGAUCGAAGGAGCAGGUAACUCUGCAACAUCACUGACAAGGCAACUAUGGGCAAAGAAUAGUUGCAACAUCACCCCAGGCAACUAUGGGCAAAGAAGAAAUGAAAAACAAAUUGGAAAUAGAACCGUGGCUGGCCAGUAGAGACGUGACUUAAUUUCCUGGAUCCUAAAUUUGGAUUUGUAGAUGGCUUUUAUGUUUUAUAGAUUAUUUGUUUAUUUUUUUGGACACAAGAUUACAUAUUGUGGUUUGAUGUGAAGACCAAAUUCUAUAUAAUAUUUUGUAGCAAAUGGAGCAACUCUGAGAUCCUACUAUGGAGAAUAAGAUUAGAGAAGGAAAGUCUGCUUUAGGAAAUAGUUGGGUACUGCAGAGCAUAAAUCCAGUUACGGCCUAUGGGGCAAGUCGUGACAUGUUUAUGGGAGCAUUGACUUUGUCAGAAAGUUGUAUGUAAUAUAAUGUCAUCGAGGAGACGUUUCGAUAGAAAAAAGCAAACAUUUGUAACAAGCAAUUGUUAAAUUCCUAAGGUUCUCUUUAGAGCUCAUUCUCGGAAAAGGGUAAUAUUUUACGUAUUUAUAAUUUACAAUGUCAUAUAUUUUGCAGCAAGUGAAGUUUACUAGAUGGAAUUGAACACAAGACAUCAUACCUUUUCCUACAAGUUUAACUUAGUAAUUCUUGAUGGCCAUUUCGCACAGAAACAUAUAAUCUGCACACUCCCAAGUACCAAAGAAAGUAUACAUUACACUACCAUGCUGGCACUAAGCAUCCUACCACUUAUCAGGAUGUUUAUAAAUCUUACAAGCUCUUAAAUGAAAACUACAACCAAAUUUCUCCAAUAGUAACGUUAAGUUUGUAAUGUAUAUAAAAAAAUUCCAUAUUUUUUUCUGUUUGAUUAUGCAUGUAUCCUUCAGUCAUUGAGACAGUGUAAGUUUUUGCGGUCUAUACUUCCUGUGUUUUAUAGCUGCCCCCUUCUCAGGAAGUGAACUAAAGGAUUAAGAGAGAUAGAACAUUGCUUCCCACAGCUUUGUGUAAAACAGAAUUGUGAUACUUUUGAGAAUAUUAAAAAUCAUAAAUAUAAAUACAUUUAUUUUUUUAUUUUACCAUUGUUAUACUGCUACUCUCACUUUGUAUCUGUCAUUUUUUCAUCUUCUUUAGGGAUGGUCAUUUUUUUUGUCAUCGGUCAUAUACAUCUCUUAUACAGGCAGUAGGUCACUUGAAACUUUAUGCUUGAUCCACCUCAUUCUGGAGUAUUAAAAUCUCAUUAAUUGCAAGUUUUUGGAGACAAAACAGUAGAGAUAUUCUACAAAAAAUGUGUAAAAAAAAUAAUAAAAAAUAAAAUAAAAAAAGAUAUGUACGUUUUGGGGAAAGUGAUAACUUUUUUUUAAGUAUCCCUGGACAAUCUUUAUUUAGCAUAAUAAUUAUAUAAUAUAAAAUGAUUUAACUAGAUAAAGUAGAGUUGGUUUACACUAGUUUUCAAGCAUGUCCCAGAGUAUUAUUAUGUUCUUAUUACCCAAUUCAAUUAUGGAAAAUUUUUAGUAACCUCGGAAGAGUGAAAAGAUGAGUGUAAUUAAUAAAAUUCUUUAUCAAAACCUUGCAAUAUAUGUUUUUUUUUUUUAAGUCUUGCAAAAUGCA
Pelobates fuscus (common spadefoot toad) is the source of this 3883-nucleotide messenger RNA. RefSeq names its product fibrinogen C domain containing 1 (gene FIBCD1). NCBI's taxonomy places the organism in Eukaryota, Metazoa, Chordata, Amphibia, Anura, Pelobatidae. The coding region runs from base 81 to 1454 and encodes 457 amino acids. The record is from RefSeq and is a predicted model, not a curated record. The transcript has 8 exons.